Messenger RNA from Scheffersomyces coipomensis, 1114 nucleotides. RefSeq lists its product as uncharacterized. NCBI's taxonomy places the organism in Eukaryota, Fungi, Ascomycota, Pichiomycetes, Serinales, Debaryomycetaceae. The record is from RefSeq and is a predicted model, not a curated record. The transcript has a single exon. Bases 115 to 1077 code for a protein of 320 amino acids.
CACAGAAAAAAAAAAAUGGCAGCCACCACCCACGCUGAUUAUUGUUUACAAUUGAAACCACUAUUUGCAAUCAAGAUAAACCACUAGCAGGCAAGACCAAGCACAUCCAACGACAUGUCACAGGAACUAGCUGGUGCUUGUGAUAAACUACUAACUUCAACUUCUAUACUAUCGCAUACAUACGGUAUACCGACCAUCACUUCAACUCAAGAUAAGAUUGAUGAUAAGAUCAAUCGAUUAGAACAAGAACACGUUAAAUUAUAUGAUGAAUUGACUCAUAAAUUAGAUGAAUUGAUAUAUUUGAAUGAAGUAGAUCAAUUACAACAUGAUGAUGAACAAACCAUACAGUCUAAAUAUGAAGAAAUUGUUCAUUUAUACCCUAUGCUUCCACCCAUUAAAUUAGAAUCAUUCAUAAAAGCUCAUAAUUCAACUAUAAAGACUGAUUUAUUAUUGAAUAAUUUUAUCCAAUUAACUGGUCCUAUACUACGAUCCAUACAUCAAGAUAAUACAUCAUUGACCAAUACUGAAUUGAAUAUCUUGACUAAUCUUGAUAAGUUGUAUGCUUUGGAUAAUGGACUUGUGUUUCAAAUCAUGCAAAAGUUUAAACUGGGGAAACUUCAUGAACAAGAAUAUAAUCAAUUACUUGAUGAUAAUGAAAAGUUAUUAAUAGAGAAUUUAAAACCUAAAUUGAUGGCAUUGAAAGAUUCAAAUGAAACGUUAUUAUCAUUACAUAAACAAUUGAUUAAUUCAAAACAACAACAAGUGGAUGGGAUUGAUCUCGAUCAAGAUAUAAUCAAACAGAUUGAAUCAAAGUAUCAUGAUUUAGUCCAACAAUGGAAUUACUUAUCGAAACUAUGUACGUUCUUACCUAUGCUUAUCACUAGUUUACCUUUGAAUUGGUAUGAAGAUAAAACAUUAUUCAAUAUCAUUCAAGAUUGUGAAGAUUUUUCAGAGAAAUUAGAUCGAUAUCAGACAUUAUUGAAUGUUGAAACUAUAAAGGAUAUCGAUACAAAGGAUCUUCUUAUGUUAGAUUUCGAUGAAUUGAUAAAUGACAAUGACAAUGUUAAUGACUUAUGAAAAUAUGUAUUGUGUUAGCUUUAGUAUAUACAAGAAA